Messenger RNA from Mesorhabditis spiculigera, 2160 nucleotides. NCBI's taxonomy places the organism in Eukaryota, Metazoa, Nematoda, Chromadorea, Rhabditida, Rhabditidae. The record is from the annotation of a GenBank genome assembly.
AUGAAGGAUGACACGUUUUGCGUCAUGGUGUCGAUCAUGGUCGGCGUUGUCGGCAUAUUUGCCUAUUUUGGCUUCGAUAUUAUGGUUUUUCUGGCGGAGACCAUUAUGCAUUCCGUGAAGGACAGAUGCCCGGAUUGUAUUAUCGAUUUUGCCGGUUAUUACGCCCAAUGCCUCCUUUACGCUUGCUUCACCGUGGCCAAUCUCGUGGCGCCAGUCUUCCUGGCCCGUUUUGGAAGCAAGAAAACGAUCCUCGCCGCAAUUUGUUGUUUCACAAUAUAUUCAUCGAAUUUUCUGUUGAUCAGAAAUUAUAUAUUCUUUCCAUGCUCGGCCAUUGCGGGUAUAGGGGCUGCAUUGUUUUACUGUGGUACUGGUGCUUAUGCAGCCAAGCAUUCGACGGAAGCAACCUUGGCUCGAACUCAAGCUCUAUCUUUUAUGCUCAUGAUGAGUAGUAUGCUGGUCAGCGGGAAUUACAUGAUAGUAUCUUCUGCGCUUACGAAAGAUUCUGGAAAGCGGAAUUCUUCGCAUAACGAGAACGAUGCCUCUUACCGUGAAUUUUCUGAUGCCGAAAUUAAUACCUUAAAAAUUGGCAUGAUGGCAUCGUCGGUACUGGCUAUAAUUUUAUGCCUAUUAUUGCCAAGCCGUCGAAUUAAAGGAUCACUAUAUGUCAAAGCAACUAAUAUCACGAUAAGAGCUCAAUUAGGUCUCGUCUACAAGGCCCUGAAAAACCCGGGGCUCACCAAGCUUAUCCCGCACUAUAUUUUCUGUGGUGCUUUCACGUGCUUUAUGAAUUCCAUCUAUACCACGUCCGUGUCUUUCACGCAUAUAUUUGCCCAUGAAGACAAUUUGGUGGCUUUUGUAUGUAUGAGCAUGUCGGUGGGCGAGUUGUUAAUCGGCGUCGCGAUGGGGCUAAUCAGUCGGCGGAUCAAGGGUUUUGGCCUGAUGCCAGCUAUGAUCAUGACGCUGGUAUGGUUUACGAUUGGAUUUCAAUACGUUGACUCCUCACAGUACUGCUACGUAUUCACCAGCCAACUUUACGGAAACCCGAAAAAUCAGUCCAAUUUCUGGUUUCAAUGGAAAGACGUAACAUGGAUGAUGGGUGGUCAAAAGUAUAUGCGCUAUGGGUGUGCGACUACACGGACCACCUACUCUGGCUGGUUGAUGUGUGUGGUCGGUCCCGAAGAAUGCAACCCGGACGUGGGGUAUGAUAGCCAACUGACGCUGGAACCAAAUUCGGACGACGCAGCCAAGUUGACGACCAUUCUGUACCAGAACCGGACCGUGCUACCGGUGUACGUCAGUCUGCCCACAUUCACGUGCCGUCGUUUUACGGCAAUUCGUCCUUACCCCUUUUACGAAACCCCGGAAACAGGGAUCACCGGGCUCGGCUGGGCCGGCCAUUGCCAAACAGUAAUCUAUCUUAUGGACAUGGGGAUGACAGGCAAGUUCACGAACAUGCGCAUCGAACAAGCCGCCGGCACCUAUAUGGGCGGACAUGACUUUAUCAAUAAUUGGUCGAACAUGGUGAAGCCAAAAUAUUUCGGUUCCAUCGUGACGUGGCAAUGGCAAAAGCACUACCGUGAAAUGGCUUAUACGUGCCGUGGCGACCAAUGCAACGAAAUGAUCACCCCGGAUAUGUACCCACAACCAACCAUUGAAUGUGCGCUUGGGUCUGGACAAACCGCCUACGACAAGAAAUACAACUCGUUGUGCGUAGGCCAGCUUUGUUUCAUCAGCUUCUCACAGAGCUGGACCAACGAGUACAAUUUUCGCCAGCAAAUUGCGCAAAGCUACGCGGUCGCCGAACGGGGAUGUUUUAUGCAGAACACGAUUCGAGGAGAGGGACGCGUGGAGGUCGGCCAAGUCGCUUGGAUGUACGCCAAUCAACCGUGGGUGACGAUAUUCUGUGAUGAGCCGGCGUGCAACCGGGACCUCACCACAGUCUGGGCGUCGGUGGACCGACACAAGAACCCGCUUCCGCCAUUUACGCCGUACUACAGCUUUGAACACAACGAUACACCGCCAUAUGGCCGGGCCCACGAUACCGACCCGAAUUUGACAUUCCUUGACUUUGGUGUGUCAUUUUUGAAACGACGUGCCGUGGAGCCGGCAGCAUCUGCAAAAACUGCUUUCCGCCCGUUUUUGGGGUGGUCGUUCGUCGGC